Molecule: messenger RNA, 4155 nt
Organism: Punctularia strigosozonata HHB-11173 SS5
Lineage: Eukaryota; Fungi; Basidiomycota; Agaricomycetes; Corticiales; Punctulariaceae
Exons: 5
Coding region: 1-4155 (1384 amino acids)
Molecular function (GO): protein binding
Source: RefSeq, a predicted model, not a curated record
AUGCUCACCAAAGUUGCCAACCAUCUGAUCCAGCACACCUCCCGUGUUGUCGCCGCCGUUCAGAAUCAGUCGAGCCAUGCCCUCAAGAACGCGCUCCAGGGACCCUCGACGUCGGGCGGCUUAGGCGGCUGGAACGGCGCGGGCUCGUCCAGCUACGGUGGCGGCGCUGGCGCUGGCCCCGGGGGUGCCAAAUAUCACUCCAGCAGUCGAUUUUAUCAUGGCUACACCGGCGCCGGGAGGGCGAUCACACAAGCGAACACCUCGUCUGCGCAGGACGGACAGUUCGACGAUGAAGAAUCUCAACCCAAGCUCGUGUCUUUGCGCUCAUCGCGUGGUCGAAGUUCGAGCGUCGUGACUCGCUCGAAGCUCGGUGUGCUCAAGGCCGUCCAGCUGCACAUUCAAUCCCAGAAGACCUUCUCCUCUGUCCUUCAACAGCACCGGUCCAACUCCACGGCCGCCACCGCCACCGACGUACCUCAUGAAGCUCUUGAACCGCCGCCAAAACCGCCGCCAGAGCGCGUCGUAUCUACUGACCCCGCGGCCCCGCAAACGGUCAAUGCCCCGGACCUUCACCACACACACACCGAGGACCCGUCCGACGUCGCCCUCCGUGCAGCAUUCUCGGACGCCGUUGCUGCUAAGGACGGCGCGAAGGUCCUCUCCCUGGUUGCUACUUUACGCUCGCCCGCCCACGCCUCCUCCUCCGUGCAGACUUACAACACCGCUUUCUCCGCACUCAACGAGACGCGCAAAAUUGGCUCGCCCAUCAACGUCAUCCUCGAGCUCUACAAUGACAUGGUCGCCCGCUCCGUCCUCCCCUCUCCCCACACCUACACACUGCUCAUAUAUGCCCUCACCUCUCGCGACAUGGAGCUUCAACGAGCGAUGACCCUGAUCAAGUACAAGCACGGCCGGCGACAGAUAUCGAACGGGUGGCAGGAGGUGCCUCUGGAGGACCCGGACGCCUCUCGCCUUGCGCGGUACGAAGCUGAGAGCGCAUCGAGCUUCAGUUCCGCCAUGGCCCUGUUCACGAGCCUCACUUCCGUCAGCUCUCAGUGGCGUAUCAACUUCAGUCUCUUCGUCAGCCUCCUACGCUGCGCCGCCCACCACGCGAACAUCGAUGCCGCCAUCCAGAUUUUUGCUCAGCUCGAGCGCCAGAAGGACACACUCCCCCCACCGACGGUUUACCUGCAUAUGAUGGCCGCAUUCGUCAACGCGAACGACUUCUCCGGCGCGCAGCAAAUUUUUGCUGAGUUCCUGCAAGCGUCCCGCGAAAGGCGUGUGAACUGGCCCCAGUCCGGUCCAGCUAGCUCUGGGAACGCGUACGAUGCGCUCUCCGACGAGAAGCGCGCCGGGUAUGCGCGCAUGGGGCAGAUCCUGAUGUGGAACAAGAUGAUCGAGGCUCACAUGCGCGCGGGGAACGAUGAAGCCGCGGUUGGACUGCUGGAGGAGAUGAUGGACUCUCCCGCCGAGCCCAUGUUCGGCGAGACCGACGUCCCGCCGGCUGCCUCGUCCACGUUCACUACGGUCAUCACCGGUUUCUGCCGCUCCGGGGACGUCACGACGGCGCUUACGUGGUUCAACCGUCUUCUGGAGCACAAAAAUGCACCAUUGCAGCACCCGUUCGCGUCAAGUCGUGACGUUGUUCGUCCGGAUUCGGUUGCGUGGAAUGUCAUGAUGGAGCAUCUCUCCAAGGCGGGCAUGGUCGAUGAUUUCAACCGGUUAUACGUCAAGAUGAAGGAGUUGCGGAAUCAGGACGGCCUCGACGCUCCCGACACAGUCCUCGCCAUCCACACCAACCUCCGCUCUAUCGACUCCAACCCGGACAUAUCCGAUGCGGACGCCGUCAAGCGGCUAGACUUCAUCAAGGAUCACUGCCUCCCCGACGACGAACUGGCGGCGGAGUUCGAUCAUCUCUACAUCGGACAGCGCAUCGUACAGCUCUAUGUCAAGCAUCAUGCUGCUGCCCGGGGCGCCGACAUCAUGGAGUACUUCGCCGAGCAGUACAAGCGGUUCCUCCCCAACGUGCAGAAAACGAAGGGACCCAAGAAUAAGCACGAGGAUCGGGCCCACGGGGUCCGCGGUUUCCUCGACAAGGUCGCUGCUAUUCUUCUUGGUCGCUCCACCAACCCGCCCACUUCCGUCCCGCUCCCUCUUGCCCUGCGCGUCGGCCGACUCUGCCGCGAAUUCGGCCAAGUGCCAACUAUCACCUCUGCCGCAUUCUAUUUGGAACCGUACUACCAAGCGAAGCGGAACGGCGAGUCCAUCGUGCUCGAGCCGAAGGAUUGGGAAACGCUGGCUUUGAGCGUGUCUAUACUCGAUCUUCCGACGAAGGAGGACAAAGUGGUUAGCACACCUCCCAACUUCAUCAACGCGGGAUCCGCUGCUUUCCUGAACGACCUGAAAACGUUCGGCGUACCUCUGGACAAUCUUGCUCCGUACGUUGUUACGAAGCUCAUUCAAGCGGUCUACAUCAAACAGGGCGCCGAGAAGCUGCAGGCGCUCUUUACGCACCUUGGUCGCGAAUAUGAGCAGCAUCUCGACAUGAGCCAGAUCCGGCAGUUCUCCUCGCCUGUGUUGACAAAGACACCGGCGGAGGACCCUGCGCUCGCGCGCCCGGUGACCCCAGGAGACCACGUUCGCGUGGACAAGGAGCAAGACAAGUUCGUCAGCGAGUGGACUAUGCCCGGUUCCUCUACAUCGCCAAACACCGCGUACGCCCGAUUCGAGGUCGGCGCGAAGGCUGGGGUGUAUCCCACUAUCGAGACGAUUGGGCGCCUCAUCAACGGCUUGGGCCGCGUGGGCGAAGUCGCGAAGGUGCAGGAACUUUACGACGCGGCGCAGUUGCUCAUGAGCGCCCUGAACCACGGCCAGCGAAACUACCUCCAGAGGGUAUGGUUCACUAUCGAGGAUCAGAUGGUCAUCGCCCUUGCGCACGCGGGUCAGGCUGAACAAGCGCACACACACCGGACUCGCGUCAUCGAGCAGGGCGGCGCGCCCUCCGCCGACGCGUACGGCGCGCUUAUCCAGUGCGUCAAGGACACCACGGACGACACCGCCAACGCGAUGGCGCUCUUUGACGAGGCGCAGGCGCGCGGUGUGCAACCGAACGUGUACCUCUACAACACCAUCAUUUCCAAACUAGCCAAGGCGCGCAAAGCUGACCAUGCCAUCGAGCUCUUCCAGCAGAUGAAGGCGAACAACAUUCGGCCAACGUCGGUCACAUAUGGCGCAAUCAUCUCUGCAUGCUGCCGCGUCGGCGACGCGCACUCCGCAGAGCUCCUCUUCCAGGAGAUGGCGAGCCAACCGAACUUCAAGCCCAGGGUGCCGCCGUUCAACACCAUGAUGCAGCUCUACACGCAGAUCAAGCCUGACCGCAGCCAAGUCCUUCGAUAUUAUGACGUUUUGCGUGCAGCUGGGGUACGCCCAUCCGCGCACACGUACAAGGCGAGUCCGAUGCUCCUCCUUCUCGACGCUUACGGGACGAUUGAACCGGUGGACCCGCAGGCGAUGGAGAAAUUGCUCGAAGAGAUCAUCAAGGACCCGCACGUGCAAGUGCAAGGUACUCACUGGGCGUCGCUCAUCCAUUCCUACGGUUGCGUGCAGAAGAACCUUGACAAGGCUAUCGAGAUCUUCGAGUCACUUUCCAGCCAUCCUGCCAACCAAGACGUUCAGAUGCCCGACUCGUUGGUCUUCGAGGCGCUCAUCAAUGUCUUCGUUACGCUCCGGCGGCCUGAUCUCAUUCCUGGUUACGUGGAGAGGCUGAAGGAGUUUGGUUUGCAUAUGACCGCAUACAUCGCGAACCUCCUCAUUAAGGGCUACGCCGCCGCCGGACAACUCGACGAAUCGCGUCGUAUCUUUGAGUCGUUGGUCGACCCGCCGAUGGGUAUAGCCGCUCCCAAUAAUCACGCCCCCCACGAAGGUGCCCUCGCCGACGCUGUCCCUGCGAACGCGCCGCCUUCGACAUGGGAAGCAAUGAUUCGCGCUGAACUCGGCGCUGGCAAUCGUGAACAGGCUUUAGGCUUGCUCGAUCGAUUACAAGCUAGGCAAUAUCCUCAGGCUGUCUUCAACCGGAUAAGUGGUAUAAUGUUGGAGGACUCCGUAUCUCCUUGGCCCGCUUCACCGUCCGAACCGAACACCUUGUUCGGAUCCUGA